This is a messenger RNA of Ectocarpus sp. CCAP 1310/34, 1032 nucleotides long. The record is from the annotation of a GenBank genome assembly. NCBI's taxonomy places the organism in Eukaryota, Phaeophyceae, Ectocarpales, Ectocarpaceae.
CUCACACAGGUACCACAAGAACUUUCGACACAACAGCAUACCUAGUGUGUACUGCGGCAACGAGCACUUGUGUCGAGGCCUUGUGUACCGACAGCAGCUGUCGCUUCAGAGGUUUCUUUGGAGUUUGGAGUGCCGAAGUAACACGGACGGCGAUCCCGUGUGUGUGGUCGUUUGAUCUGUCGGACUGCUGCCCUCUGGUCCGUGUGGAGACUAUCUACCAUGACUUGUGGGGGACAAAGGAAGAAGGCCGUUGGGGAGGCAAGGAGGCGCACAGCCGGGUUCGCAUUCGUUCUGUUGGUGGCUCAUCUAGCAACAGCCCGCCACCACACGGUCUCGGCGAGCACUGCUGCCGCCAUCGGCGGGGAGAACGGCGUUGGUGUUGUCGACGGUUCCUCUCUGAAAGGAGGCGUCCUGUCGCGGUCCCUUCAGGAGGAGACGCCUUCCCCUUCCCCGGGAGCGGAUGAUGAGGAGACUCCCGUUGAAACCCCGACUCCGGUCGCGGAAACAGAUGGAGGAGAAACUCCUGCUCCCGAAGAGGAAGGAAGCGAGACGGUCGAAACGCCUGCACCGGUGCCCCAAGAGACUAGUGUAGGAGAGACACCGACCCCGGUGACCGAGGAAGGGGGGGCAUCUGACGCCCCCACCGAAGGGGCUUCUGAAACGCCUGCCCCGAUGGCUGGGGAAGCGGGGACACCUGAGACCCCAACCCCGGUGGUGGAGGAAGGAAGCGAAACGCCUGCCCCGGUGGCAGGGGAAGAGGGGACACCUGAGACCCCAUCCCCGGUGGUGGAGGAAGGAAGCGAAACGCCUUCCCCGGUGGCAGGGGAAGAUGAGACGCCUGAGACCCCAACCCCGGUAGUGGAAGGAAGCGAAACGCCUGCCCCGGUGGUGGAGGAAGGAACUGAAACGCCUGCGCCGGUGGUGGAUGAGGGACCGUCUGAGGCCCCAACCGAAACAGCUGCCCCCCUUGAGACGUCAACCUCCCCCACCGCUGGCGCGAGUGACCCUGUUGGUGAGCAGUGGCAAGGUUAA